Auanema sp. JU1783 is the source of this 2229-nucleotide messenger RNA. Lineage: Eukaryota; Metazoa; Nematoda; Chromadorea; Rhabditida; Rhabditidae. The record is from the annotation of a GenBank genome assembly.
AUGAUGGAUAUCAAUACUUCUAUGGGGCCAGCAGUUUGCCGAGUUUGCUUAUGUGGAGAAUCAUCUAUUCCUUAUUUGGGUAAAUAUGCGGGUGAACCGCUUAUAUCUCCCUGCCAUUGCAAGGGUACGAUGGGUUUGUACCAUCGAAGCUGCUUAGAGCAUUGGUUGUCCACUUCUAGAACGACAUGCUGUGAAAUUUGUAAGUUCAAGUAUGAAGUAGGGAGAAGAAAGCAAGGCCUGAGUGCAUAUUUUCGAGUACGAGGAUGGCGUGGUUCAGAAGGAGCCAACAAGCGUUUCAUUACUGAUGUGUUGUGUAUGAUGUCUUUAGGGCCUACAGCCAUGUACAUAACAUACUUGUGUGUUCACACAGCUCUCACAACAUACAUGUCACCAGAUAUAAAUGAUAGAGGAGCUUUCACAGCUUCAGAGGUGGUCGUCUUAGUUGUUAUGGCCGUCUUCGUUGUGAUGAUUUAUGUGUUCUGGCUUGUAAUGACUAUCUACCAUCAUUAUUCGGAGUUCAAACAUUGGCAAGGCAAGAACGAGAUACUUUUCAUUGUGGACCAGCUUGAUAUCGAGCUGUCUCAACAGUAUAACACGACAUACAAUCGGCUGAGUGAAUCAAGGCGACCAUUGAUUAAACGCAAACUCCGUUCUUUCCUGACUGGACUAUGCUGCGGCAAACGUAAUUCCUCUUCAGCUAUCCGCAUUCGUGACACAGCAUUAGAUAUUAAUCCCCACAUUAUGGGCGCUUUGGAUCGUCAAAUGAAUAUGCACGUGGACUUCUGGAAUCCAGUUGACAUGGCCUCUGUCCCUCCUCCAAUGGUUUAUCGACAGCAUAAUCAAGAUCUUCUUUCCACCACCAAUCCUACCUCAAGUGUAUCACCGCUUAGACAUCAUAAUGCCAGCGCUCUUUACCGAGAUGCAUCUCCUGUGGAAAUGUCAUCUUUCCGAGUGGCUUGUACAAAGGAAAGUGGAUAUUUGCGUAGAUCACCUACUACUCCGAAAACUACUCCCGUCACCAUGUCUGCUACUUCUUCUCAUAACUAUGAUGUACCGCCUGAUGCUUUGUACUCUGAAGAACCAAUAGAGACAGCUAGAGCUUGUGACAUCAGUCCACAGGUUGGGAUGUGGAAUGUUCAGUUGGAUUCUCCUCUUCUUAACUCUACUGAAGUAUAUGACAGUCCCAGUUCUGUAGAAAGAGUUUUGCCUCGUAACUGGAGAAGAAACAUGUCACCACUUGCUUUGGACUUCGCUCCAGCUUCUCUUGAAAACCAUGGAUUCUCUCUGGAUGGUAACCGCAUGCAGCAACAUCAGCAACAAUCCCAUCAAGCUGUACAGCAAUCACCGGACGUAAUACCAAACAUAUUCUCCCCUGCAUUAAUGCGUCCGAACGUCCGAACAGGAAACAAUCGCCAAAUCAUCAUUGCAGAUGAGGAUAUUGAGCAGGGGACGUCUGAUGACAAGAGUAAGAGAUGUAUAAUUUGUACUCGCACUGUUGCAUUGGAAGAUAAAAACCGUUAUUGCUCUCCGUGUGAAUGCAACCUAAUAGUUCACAUCAAUUGUGCUCUCAAAUCAGCAGCCUGGGAAGAACAUAAGUGCGAAACAUGUGGAUGGCCUUAUCGCAAAACCCUCAGUGAUAUAAGACUCAGUAGAACAUGCUUUAUCUGUCAGAAUGACAAGUAUCCUGAAUCCAAGUCAACUCUCCACGAUAAUCAGUUCAUCCGACCAUGCUUUUGCGAAAUGGAUUGUCAUCAUGGCUGUCUAGCGAAUAUCAUAGAUACUCACAAGUCGUGUCGUUUAUGCGGAGUCAAGUAUCGUUAUAUUAAGUAUGGAUCAGUGAAAGAUUAUUUCAACCGAUAUUCCUGCCAAUAUGCAUGCUGUUUCAUUGUGUUCGUUCUUUUUGCUGGCUGCUCAAUCUAUUCUCUCUUACAUGGUCUGAGAAAAAGUGAUCAAAUGACUUCAUCUCAGCUCAGCUUGAUCGUAUUAGGAUUUGCCAUUGGAGUAUUAGCUUUAACUUUAUGUUUUGCUUGUAUCAGACACACUUUCAUCUAUAAGUUUCCGCGGUUUCGUAUACGAUACGGCCAAAUUACGAUUCUCGAUUACGACCCACUUAUGGCGACUUAUAAAAAGAUUAGAAAAGCUGAUCAUAGUGCUGUGGAGUUGUCCCAAGUACGAGAAGAACGCGAAGAGUUCGUUCCAUUCGGAUCACGUACUAUGCAUGCCUAUUAA